Porites lobata is the source of this 2806-nucleotide messenger RNA. The record is from the annotation of a GenBank genome assembly. Lineage: Eukaryota; Metazoa; Cnidaria; Anthozoa; Scleractinia; Poritidae.
AUGGUUCAGUACUUCGCUGUUUUCCUGAUUCUCUCUUUUUUUGGCGGCUCUGUGGGAACAACCACCUCACCUCAGCAACGAAAUGAUUCAAAGUUAAAAGACUUAUGCCAGGUAAGAAAUGCAUAGAGAUAUAAAAAAGGAGAAUUGCGCCGUUUUACUAGUCUCACGUCGUUAUUAUCAUUUACUAAAUAGUACCCGUUACAAGUGUAUGGCAGUUUAUUUAAAAGUCCUCACUUCAGCAUGAUCUUUCCUCGAAAACCUGACGCCUGUCCAUUGUUAACUGUUAAUUUUCUCUGAUUCUAUCCAAGUCCAUUCGAGGGGAGAUAACGCGUUAACUUUAACAGUAGCUAAAAACCUAGGCUCAUUGUUUGAUGAGCAGCUCACUAUGUCAACUCAUAUUAACAAGUUAUGUGGUGUUGCCUUUUACCAUUUGCAUGAUAUUAAACGCAUUCGCAAGUAUUUGUCUCGGGAAUCAACGAUACUACUUAUUACGUUCAAAGCAAUUCACGGCCUUGCUCCUAAAUAUUUACGCAAUUUACUAACAUUUAAAUCGUCCUUAUAUAACCUUAGAUCUUCAGGUAGUAUUUUACUUUCUAUGCCAGCUGUUCGAUCGAAGACGUUAGGUGAUAGAGCUUCUAUGGUAGCAGCGCCAAGGCUCUAGAACUCUCCUCCAAAAGAACUUCGUACGAUUACUAAUGUGAACAGUUUUAAGGCGUAUAUUAAGACUUAUCUUUCUGAUCUUUUUAGAACUUUAUAUUGGUGAGCAAUAUUAUAUUCAGUUCUUACUUACAUGCAUAUAUAUUCAUUUUAUUUUUUAUUUUUAAAUGCGUUAUCUUUUAUUAAAUUCUUGUAAAGUAAUGCAGUUGUAAUGCGCAUUCUGAUCAUUCUCAUGUUAAGCUGUGCACGGGGGGGCACUUUUGGAAUUUCUGGGUGGUGAUGUGCCGCUGGGAGCCUGGAACCCCUAACCUUCACCAGAGCUAGUUCAGCUGAAUUUUGCUACCCUAUACUAGAGUAAACUCCCCAAAUCCCCCUGUCCUAGAGUAGCUGUGUACCUAGUCUAGAUAAAAUCUUCAACCAACUGAUCAGUUUCCUGAAAAAUGAUACCCUAUUCUAGAGCCAAUCGCUCUGAUUUAUAUACCCUAUCCUAGAGUAAACUGCUUGAAAACCAUACCCUUCACAGCGGCACAUACCUAUAUAGCCCAUAUAUGGCAGUACCCCCCCGGGGUGUGCACAAUAAGUUCAUAAACUAUUAUUAUUAUUAUUAUUAUUAUUAUUAUUAAAUAGGAUUAUGAUGUCCAAUGUCCAUUCCGUGCCUCGAAAACAAGAGAGACGGCUGGCGUGUACAGACUUUGUUCAUUUGAGAAGGAAAGAGAAAUAAUUAUGCGAAUCUUUUUCGUUGCUGUUCUUAAUCUAAGUAAUGGUGACAUUCAUAAUUUCUUGGAGACAAGGUCUGAAAACUGGUGUGGAUUUUAGACUCUGAAAACGAGUGUAAAAAAUAACGUGUUUUGGUCUGAAAUAGAGUCAGGAUUUGGGGAACCGGGCGGCACAUUCCCACCGAGGAGUACAUCCCCCCCCCUUCUCCCCGAGUCAUUUACAAUCGUCUCUGCUAACUACAAGUCAUCUUUACUUUCAGCGAUCUAUGCUGGGUUUCCUUGGUAUUCCAGGAUCAAAUGGGAUACCGGGAGUGCCGGGCGUCCCGGGGCCACAUGGACCCCAGGGAAGAGAAGGUGUAAAAGGACAACUUGGUGAUAAAGGAUCACAAGGAAUGCCGGGUCCAAGAGGAGACAGAGGGCGCGAAGGACCCCCUGGGAAGAGUGGACCACGAGGAAUUCAGGGAAUGAAAGGUCAACAGGGACUUCUGGGAAUGAAAGGAGAGCGCGGAGCAGUGGGAAUAAAAGGAGAGCGAGGCAUUGCGGGAAUGAAAGGAGAGCAAGGAGCUGUGGGAAUGAAAGGACAGCGAGGCAUUGUGGGAAAUUCAGGAAGAAAAGGAGACAAAGGAGAGAAAGGAGAAAGCGCCAAAGCAAGUCAAGCAAGUGUAUUAACACAAACCAACUGGAAACAAUGUGUGUGGAAAUCACUCAGCAAUACUGAUAACGGGAUGAUUAAGGUAACUGAAAAUAAGAAUCAUAACAAAUUCUAAAGGAAAGUAAUUCCUCUCUAAAUCAAAAUAUUUCAAAGAAGAACGUCUCCCUUCUCACUCACCAUUUUCCAUCACAUUACAUAAAUAACUAAGUUACAUUUCUCUCUACUUUGGUUCUUUUUGAACGAAAAAAGGAAAGCCAUCUUGGGUGAUAAAAUGAUUCCUGGCCAUAAGGAUAACGAAAAUUGAAGCUAUUACAGAGUUUUUAAAAAUUAGAAAGUAAUCUUGACUGGAGUUGUUAGUAUCAAUCAUUACACACGGUUGCUCGCCUUACUACAAUAUGUUUGAUUUGUUUGAUUUUUAUUCUAGGACUGUGCGUUUAACAAACUGCAGUCUAAUUCAGCGCUCAGAGUCUCAUUCCAGGGAAACAUGAGGGUCCAUGGUCAUCUUAAGUGUAACCGGUGGUAUUUCAAGUUCAAUGGAAAUGAAUGCAGUGGACCAAUGACGAUUGAGGCUGUUGUUUACAACUACUGGCCACCUGGGAACAACCCUACUUUGCUGCGUCAUCGGUCAUUUGAGGGAUACUGUGAAAACAUCCCUCAAGGCGCUGUUAGAGUGGAAUUAUGGGUAGGACAGUGUAGUGGCGAAAACCUGGGUGAUGCUGCCACUGGGUGGAAUUCAGUGUCCCGGAUAAUGAUUGAAGAAGUAUCUAGGCCCCAGUCCUAA